AUGCUGGAUACUCUUCUGUCGGCGUUUAAGCAGAAAAAAGCCUUCGCGGAACGGGAAAAUGCUGUUCCGCUUGUGCAGAAGUUUCUAGUUUUAGCGCAAACGCUGGAAAGUUCAAAGGCUGUCGCAUUCUCCCUUGGAAUUGCAGAUAGUGUGGAGAUUGCGGCCUCGACAACCGCAGAGAAGGUUGCUGCAAGUAUGUACUCGUCGCCUGAGCUGGCAUCUAGUUCGCUCGAUCGUCCUACACCAAAGCCCGUUCAGGGAGACUUCUUGCACCCCCUCUUGGUCGCGCUUCUUGCAUUCAAGUUAGGCGGACCGAUCAAUGCAGCCUCCACCACACACCAACACGAAUGGAGACUUCCAAGCGAAAAGACGCGGGGUACACCGAGCUUUUAUAGUGAGGGCGACUUCGUAAACAUGUUCGAGGAUCUGCGGAUCGCCGUAAUAUGGGAGACGCGCGAUGGUGAAGCAGCCGGUCCAUCAGGCAACCACACCGUAUUUUUGACAGGUGAUGCCACGCCGCGACCACUAGUAACAUUGGGAACGCAAGACAACGCAGCUAGUUCGCCAAUUACAAUACUCUACGAUUGCGGACAUGCUGCGUUGUACUACGAUUGUGAUGAUCCGGAUGUUAUACGCAACAGCAUCAGCGCAGACCUGCACCUGAAUGCUAUCUCGGAUGAAGAUAUCCAGUUUUUGAAUGGGUCGCCGAAUGAUGUGUUGCGUGGAAAAUUAUCUUUAACAGAAUUGGUAACCAAUUUUCCCAUCGCAAAAUACGCCACACAUUUCCACAAUCUUCUUUUCGACAGUAUCUCACUCAAUACCAUUCUCGCAACACUAGGAACGCUCGACGUACCACCAGCACCGACCAUCCCGAAGAUUGGACGAUGUCUGUUGGAGGAACGGUUCGAGACAUACAAGAAGGACAACUGGGCUCAUCUGCCACUGGAGAUAAAGAGAAUGGAAACCGACGUGUAUCUGGAAGGCACAUAUCCUACAGCAGCUGACUUUCUAAACGGUGUUGUCCUCAAAGCACGUCGUGAUGUUCAUCUACCUGUCGGAGUGAAUCUGUUUCCACAGUCUCCUCUGGAUGAGAUUUCAGAAGAGGCGAGAAAGUUUAUCCGAGACUUGCCAGGAGAGCUGAUCUCGACUCGAAUGGCGUACUAUGCAUCAGCUCUUAUAGACUCAGCGUAUACCAUUGGAGACCUAAUCCCAACCGCGAACUUGCACAAGUUCGCAGAGCUAGUAGAGCGGCGCUGCCUCGAAUUGAUCGGCAUAGGAUUCAUCGAUGAAGAAUCUCGGCUUUCGUCCAUGGCGGCCCUGGCAAGUGCUUUCGGAAAUGCUGUCGAUGGGCUGAAAGAAGUGCAGAUGGUAGCGGAGCCAUGGAUUGAAGGCUUGGAUCUGCAGGUUUAUCGAACACGUUGCUUGUACCUCUUUUGGUGCGCUGACUGGUUAGUUUGCUAUACGAUGAAACCUGUAACGGGAGCUUUCAUGAUCAUGGAUGCGGACACGGCUAUAGCAGAUGCGCGGGAUAUUGGAAGAGAGGUGCAUCGGAUGGCGAUAGUGUUCCUGCGCAACUGGAUGGCUUGGGGUCUGUUCGUAGAAGGCUUGCCACAACGAGGCUUCUUCGUCCGGCGGCCGUAA
Messenger RNA from Alternaria arborescens, 1641 nucleotides. RefSeq lists its product as hypothetical. Lineage: Eukaryota; Fungi; Ascomycota; Dothideomycetes; Pleosporales; Pleosporaceae. The transcript is spliced from 2 exons. The coding region runs from base 1 to 1641 and encodes 546 amino acids. The record is from RefSeq and is a predicted model, not a curated record.